Molecule: messenger RNA, 1584 nt
Organism: Sycon ciliatum
Lineage: Eukaryota; Metazoa; Porifera; Calcarea; Leucosolenida; Sycettidae
Exons: 1
Coding region: 177-1532 (451 amino acids)
Source: RefSeq, a predicted model, not a curated record
CCCUCGUUCUGUCAUCGCAGACAACUAAGCUGGAGUUGCACAUUUUUGGGGGUUAUCUACUCAGUCGUGUCGUUCCUUGGCUCGUUGAAAAGUUUGACCUGUAUUUGUGGGCCGAGAGUGAGUGGCGGAUGGGAGAGCUACGGGAGCGAAAGAAAGAAGGCACCAGUCGCUGAAGAAUGGUGUUGCGUGAGGGACGUUCUCGACUCGCCUUGGCCAUGGUUCUGGUCUUCAUGUCCGCUAUCGUUCUGUACAUCAAGGACAGUAUGAUCAUAACCAGGAUUGGAUGCAUGUAUUCCUUACAUUGGAGGGUGAACCGAAGCACAAUCGGUGUGGGCAGUAGAUCUAUGGCCAGCAGGCGGAUCGUCAGGACAGGAUCUGUAUCAGGGUCCAGAGUGAAACUGAUCCCGGUGAACAGUACCGUGGCGAGCAGCAUGCCAAGCGAAGCCAGCGCCACGCCAGGGCGAAGCAGCACUGGGGUAACCAAACCACCGAGAACAAUGCCAGUGACCGCCAAUACGCACAAUACAGUCAGCUGGAUCACUACCGCAACCAAGAGAGAUCCUGCUGCAGCCCAGUCCAUGGUGAAAAGCGUUGAGUUGCGCGGACUGAUUCCGUUCGAUUGCACCCAGCCCACAUCCUGGAUACAGCAGUGUGGUAAGUCCUGUACGCGUGGCGCUGCGCCCAUACCACGCCUGGUACAUUUCGUGCAGAUCGGAGACACGCUGGGGUUCACGCAAUGGCUGUCCGUCAUGUCCGCAGUGCGAUUCCUGCGACCUCAGCGUGUCAUCCUGCACCACAUCGACAACCUGACUACAUGCUGGGCAAGACGUAUUCGCAGUCAUCCGCUGGUACAAUUCAAUAAAGCAAGAAGGUCAGAUUUUCCUAGCAGGCUGAACAACAGGCCCGUGACCUUUCUAGCUCAUCUGGCAGAUUUUAUGCGUGCGUCCGCGCUGUGGCAGUAUGGCGGUAUAUAUAUGGAUUCCGAUAUGAUCAUCACCAAGUCGUUUGAUGAUCUCAUGGUCAACGAGGCAGUGUUUGCUGAAGAAAUCCGUGGAAACAUUUGCAACGCACUCAUGCUGUCGAGGAAAGCGUCCUGCUGCAUCUGCCAGUUUAGCAAGAAAAUGUGUCGAGACUUCGAUGGUUCUUGGUCACAUCACUCUGUGUUAGCCCUAACUGCUCUGCUGAAGAAGGGCAGGGCACGUGACCGGUACUCGUCUGACGCGGUGCGAAUUCUGCCGCACGAGACCGGAUUCUUUCCCUACAGCUGGGAACCGGGCGACAUGGCGUUGCUCUUCAAACGCAACGCCACAGCAUCCCAGUUCACUCCCGGAAAGGUGUACGCCCUACACCUGUACAAUCACGCUUUGAAGGAGAGCGGAUUUGCAAACGCCACUACCUUCUCGGCCAUAGCCGCGGAGCACACACCAUAUGCGCUAUCCAGUAGGAACGUAAUACCGUCGUCGUUCACCUUGCGGCAUAUGGAUGAAAAACAGUGCCUGCCUGUGCCUCUAGUCAAGCCGGCCGUCAGUUAGAUUUUGGAAAUUUCCAAAAAGGCCGUGUUGUUGUUGUUGUUGUUGUUGUUGU